Molecule: messenger RNA, 2399 nt
Organism: Manis javanica (Malayan pangolin)
Lineage: Eukaryota; Metazoa; Chordata; Mammalia; Pholidota; Manidae
Source: RefSeq, a predicted model, not a curated record
UCCCGUCCGCCUCCUGCCACCCGGCGGUGGGUGGGCAGAGCUGCUCUGCGAGGCGCGGCCGCUCCGGCUUCGGCCCUGCUGCAGGCAGGAAGGAGGCUUUGGGAAGUUAGCUGCUGGCGGGGCGGCCCCCCAAGCGAGUGAAAGGGUGCUGGCGCCCUCCCUCCGCCCCUGCGCUGCCCACCAGCUCCGCGGGACCUGUGACCUCCACAGACAGCGUCGGGCAAGCUCUGCCCUCGGGGACGAGGUUGUGCCGCGCCUGUCGGUCCAGGCGCCCGGCCGGCACGGGAGGCAAAGGCCACGAGGGUCGUGCGCGCCAGGGUUGCCCCUGGGGCAGACUGGCGGCCAGAGAUGGGAUGGGCAGUGACGGGCGCCACGGCCCGGGAGGCGGCGCGGCCAGGAGGGAGGAACGGGCCGCGGGCGGGAGUGCGGAAGGCGGGGCGGCAGCCGGGGGCGGCUCCGGGCUCCGGGCUCCGCGCUCCGUCCGCCCUCGCGCCCGCGCCGCGCGCCCCCAGGUCCCGCCCCGCCUGUGCCGCCGCCGCCGCGGCCAAACAACUUCGCGAGCGCCCGACACCGGCCGGACUCGGCGUCGUCCAGGUUCAGCUCCGAGCGCCGAGGCCAUGGACGCGCUGGCCUGGCUGCUGGCCCCGCUGCUGCUACUCUGCGCGCAGCAGCACCGCGGUACCAGGAAGGGCCCCAGGUGGACUCCCCAGCAUCCUGCUGGUAACCAGAGGACUUUGUGCUUCCAGAGCCAUGAGUGACAUCGGGGACUAUGUGGGCUCCAACCUGGAGAUAUCCUGGCUCCCCAACCUGGACGGCCUGAUGGAUGGCUAUGCCCGCAACUUCCGGCCGGGCAUUGGAGGCCCCCCGGUGAACGUGGCGCUUGCCAUUGAGGUGGCCAGCAUCGACCACAUCUCGGAGGUGAACAUGGAGUACACCAUGACGGUGUUUCUGCACCAGAGCUGGCGGGAUGGCAGGCUGGCCUAUAACCACACCAACGAGACGCUGGGCCUGGACAGCCGCUUUGUGGACAAGCUCUGGCUCCCAGACACCUUCAUCGUGAAUGCCAAGUCCGCCUGGUUCCAUGAUGUGACUGUGGAGAACAAGCUUAUCCGGCUGCAGCCAGACGGGGUGAUCCUCUACAGCAUCCGAAUCACCUCCACGGUGGCCUGUGACAUGGACCUGGCCAAGUAUCCCAUGGAUGAGCAGGAGUGCAUGCUGCACCUGGAGAGCUAUGGCUACUCAUCCGAGGACAUCAUUUACUACUGGUCCGAAAACCAGGGACAGAUCCAUGGGCUGGAUAAGCUGCAGCUGGCCCAGUUCACCAUCACCAGCUACCGGUUUACCGCUGAGCUGAUGAAUUUCAAAUUGGCCGGCCAGUCCCCCCGGCUCAGCCUGCACUUCCACCUGCGGAGGAACCGAGGCGUCCACAUCAUCCAGUCCUACAUGCCCUCCGUCCUCCUGGUCGCCAUGUCCUGGGUCUCCUUCUGGAUUAGCCAGGCAGCGGUGCCCGCCAGGGUGUCUCUAGGCAUCACCACGGUGCUGACCAUGACCACGCUGAUGGUCAGUGCCCGCUCUUCCCUCCCGCGGGCGUCGGCCAUCAAGGCGCUGGACGUGUACUUCUGGAUCUGCUACGUCUUUGUGUUUGCCGCACUGGUGGAAUACGCCUUUGCCCACUUCAAUGCUGACUACCGGAAGAAGCCAAAGGCCAAGGUCAAGGUCACAGAACAGAGAGCGGAGAUGGACGUGAAGAACGCCAUCGUGCUCUUCUCCCUCUCAGCCGCUGGUGUCACCCAGGAGCUGGCCGUGUCCCGCCGGCACUGCCGAGCACCUGGGAACCUCAUGGGCUCCUACAGGUCUGUGGAGGUGGAGACUGGGGAGACCAAGAAGCCAGGGGCACCCUGUGCAGGGGCCCAGGGAGGCCUCCGCGCGCUCUUCAAACCCAUUGACGCGGACACCAUCGACAUCUACGCCCGUGCCGUGUUCCCCGCGGCCUUUGCUGCUGUCAAUGUCAUCUACUGGGCGGCAUACACCCUGUGAGGCUGGACUGCAGGCCUCGCAUCCCCGCUGCCCGACGCACCCUGGUGCUGUCGGCGGAUGACACCAGGCCACGUGAGCGAGAGGAAAGACUUACCUCCUUAAGCACCCCCGGCCUCUGCCCCCACCCCAUGUGGACACCACCUGGGACUGUCCUGGGCGCCCCUCCUGCAGAUGCCCCAGUUCCUCCUGCCGGCAGCAGAGCCCGCCUGGCCCUGGGGCCCUUCUGGAGCCCAGCAUCCGAUUUGGAAGACGAUCCGGUUCUAGCCUCCUCUCAGUGUGCCUGGGACUUGGGGCAGAUGGACGGUGGAGGGGGUGAUCAUGGGCCUUUGGUCCCAGCAUGAAAUAAAACAAAGCCUCUGGAA